Trichoderma atroviride IMI 206040 is the source of this 2101-nucleotide messenger RNA. RefSeq lists its product as uncharacterized. Gene Ontology annotation, molecular function: FMN transmembrane transporter activity; FAD transmembrane transporter activity; AMP transmembrane transporter activity. The record is from RefSeq and is a predicted model, not a curated record. Lineage: Eukaryota; Fungi; Ascomycota; Sordariomycetes; Hypocreales; Hypocreaceae. Gene Ontology annotation, cellular component: peroxisomal membrane. Gene Ontology annotation, biological process: transport.
AUGGCUGCCAAAGCUCCGAUUCCUCAAAACGACAAUGUCGCCCAUGCUCUUGCCGGAGCAGGCGGCGGCAUUCUGUCCAUGAUUUUGACCUACCCUCUCAUCACCCUCUCCACCAGAGCCCAGGUCGAAUCCAGAAAAGCCGAGAGCAAAUUCGUCGAAGCCGUCCAAAAGAUCAUUGCGCGCGAGGGCGUCUCGGGCCUCUACGCGGGCAUCAACUCUGCGCUGUUCGGCAUCAGCGUCACCAACUUCAUCUACUACUACUGGUACGAAUGGACCCGGGCCUUCUUCGAAAAGGCCGCCACCCGCGCCGGCCGCGCCAGCAAGAAGCUCACGACCAUCGAGUCCAUGAUCGCGGGCGCCAUCGCCGGCUCUGCGACCGUCAUCAUCACCAACCCCAUCUGGGUCGUCAACACGCGCAUCACCACGCGCCGACAGGACGCGGAUGAUGUCGAGGCCGCGGCUGGCGCCGUUGCCAAGCGCAGCAAGGCUCCCAGCACGAUUGGGACGCUCAUGGCCCUCUUGAAGAACGAGGGGCCCCAGGCCUUGUUCGCCGGCGUCAUCCCGGCGCUGGUGCUGGUCAUCAACCCCAUCCUGCAAUACACGCUCUUUGAGCAGAUGAAGAAUACGGUGGAGAAGAAGAGGAAGAUUACUCCUACCGUGGCCUUCGUGCUGGGAGCCUUGGGCAAGCUCUUUGCCACAUCAGUGACAUACCCCUACAUCACUGUUAAGAGCCAGAUGCACGUUGCUGCCCACUCUGAUAAGAAAGAAGGCAUGUCUCAGACUCUGAGGCGUGUUGUGAAGGAUGAAGGGUACUCUGGCUUGUACAAAGGCAUUGGCCCCAAGGUUACCCAGAGUGUCCUGACGGCGGCCUUCCUCUUUGCCUUCAAGGAUGUUCUCUAUGAGCAGAUGGUGAGACUCAGGAUGGGCCGCAAGAAGGCGUAAAUGAACCACAUUGCAAGAUUGGCUGCUUGUUAGCACCAAAUGCGUCGAACGUCUCUUGACAACUUCUGUUACGCAAUGGAAGGAGGGCUCAUCGGGACAUUAGAUAGAGAGCCGUAAUCUUUGGGCUGUACUAUUAGUGUAAUCAACAUAGGUAAGGUGGAAUCGACAAGGGUGGAUAAUAUGCCCUAUCGGUAGGUAUAGAGCUGGGUUUAUGGAAUAUAUUUCCAACGGGUUUGGGGUUUGAUGAGUUGAACGUACAUAUCACGAUUGGAUACCUUGAGGCCAUGUGUCUCUUCUCCUUUUUUCGCUCACUUGGAAUGGUGGGGGUGAAAGAAAUGGGAAACGCAACAUCAAAUUAGUUUUCUUUUGAUUCCUUCCUAAUUAAAUACUCAUCUUCAUUUUACACGCAGUUAUGCUACAGGCAGCACCUUUGGAACAAUCCACCAUUCGUGAUAUGCCUUUUGUGGGGUCGGAAUUUCCACCUUGAUCUUCAAAUCAUUCAGGCCCGGCGAAGCCUCAAUCGCCUUUUGCACCGCCGAAAUGGCAAGUUUCGUGGCAAUGCACGACUUGAGGCCAUUCUUGACAGACGCGGACCACCGGGCGUGAGAGCCCACUGAGAAAGACUCCUCAGCCGUCAUCUUGCUGAGAGCCUCGAAGCCUCGUUUGGCACCUUCCACUGCGCGCUCCGCAUACUCAAAGAGCUCGUCGAUUUCGGUGUCGGGCUGCAACGUACCCGCUGCGAAUUCUUCAAAAGUGGGUAGGACGGGAAGACCAAUUGGCGCAAAGGGCCUCAUUCGGAUCUCGUAUCGGAGUUCGUCGGUGCUGUAUGGCCUUGGCGGAGCUUUGACGAGCUUGAGGCGAUUUAAGACGGUGUAUAGACAUGACAGUGAAUCGGAUAGCUCCCAGGUCACGGCGGCAUCGAGUAAUGACAGGCGAGCGUACAUUAAGGAUCGCUGUAGCUGUGAGUCAAGGGUGGGAUUUGAAUAUCCAGGCCGUCCGUGUAUCUCUUCAACUCUCUUAAUUACGAAUGAUUUGAUUCGUUCGGUGUGGUGAAGACGAGAUUUGGAGAUGUAGUUGAGGUACCAGUACAUGCCGGCGAGCUCAUCAGUCUGAUAAAUCUCCAGCUCGAAACCCAAUUGGAUAAUCUGCUCCAUCUGGC